Rotaria sp. Silwood1 is the source of this 1746-nucleotide messenger RNA. Lineage: Eukaryota; Metazoa; Rotifera; Eurotatoria; Philodinida; Philodinidae. The record is from the annotation of a GenBank genome assembly.
AUGUCUCGUACCCAACAAAAAUUACAAGCUAUGUCAGCUCAAGAAUUAUUAAUACAAGAAAAAAAACGAUUGAUAGAAGAAAAAUUGCGUUUAGAUAAUACAAAGAAAAAUAAUAAUGAUUCUGUUCAUCAAAAUAAUGUAAACAACAAUAGUUCGGAACAUCAAUCAGUAGGAAAUAAUAUUUUUAAAAAUGACGGUUCAUUUCUUGAACAAUUUCGAAAAUUUCAAGGACAAUCAUCAAUAUUAACAUCACCGGAAAUAACAAAUCAAAAUAAUAAUAUACAACAAUUAUCCUCACGCGAAUCAGAAUAUCUUUCUACAAAUUCUUCACAACAAUUUGGAUCCCCUUGGUUUUCACCUAAUUCUCAACCUCCAUCUAUGUUUGAUCAACACGGUCCACCAUCAUUUCCAAUACCUCCAUUACCAUUCAAUCCACCUCCAUUACCACCUCCUUCAUUCAAUGCACAAUCAGCUUUUUUUCCAUCUUCAUCAUCUACUUCAAAUAAUCCAUCUAAUUUUAUUCCACAAGCUCCUUCUUCAACAACAUCAUUUCUAUUACCACCACCUGAAUUUCUUUCAAAAAUACUUCAAACACCACCUCCACCUUUACCAGUUCCUGCUCCUGUAAAUAAUUUAUCAACAACAAUAAACAAUAAUAAUAAUGUUAAUAAUGCAGAUCUCUAUGAUCCAUUAAAAGUGGAAGAUGAAGAUGAAGAAGAUACAGAACAAAAAAAACUAUCAAAUCAAAAAUUAAUAAAUCGAACAUUUAAUAUAAAAAAGGAAUAUACAAUUAAAAUUGAACCAAAUCAAUACACAUCAACAAAUAUUAAUCGUAAGUGGAAUGAUGAUGAUGAUGAAGGAUCCGAUGAUCGAAAGACAAAAUCAAUGACUAACAUUCGUAAAUAUGAUUUCUAUUUGAUAAUUAAUCAAUUAUUUAUUUUAUUUUAUUUUAAAGAGAAAAAUGAAGAAAAUAAUCGUAAACGUAAAUCACGUUGGAGUAUCACUAAACAAGAACCUAUGGAACAUAAAUUUGUUGAACAAAUUCAUGAAGCAACGGAAAAAGCAAAAAAAUUUGUUACACAACUUAAUGAACAAAUGAAAUUAUAUCCUGAAGGAUAUGAUGGAACAAAAAUGAAUGAUGAACAACGUGGACAAUAUGUUGAACAGAAAGAACUUCAAUCAAUCUAUCAAACUAUGAUGGUUAAAAGACGUGAAUUAGAAAAAGUUGCUCGACAACAACAACAUAAACAUGAAUAUGAUUCUGAUGAAGAAACUGAUACUAAAACAGGUACCUGGGAACAUCGAUUACGUGCAGUUGAAAUGGAUAUAACACGAGAAUGGGCAGUUAAAUUAACUGAAAUGGCACAUGGAAAACAUCAUAUUGGUGAUUUUAUUCCAGCACAUGAAUUAGAAAAAUUUAUGAAAACUUAUUCAGCAUUAAAAGAAGGUCAAACACCUGAUGUAUCUGAUUAUCGUGAUUUUAAAAUUCAAGCUGAAAAUAUUGGUUAUCGUCUUUUGGAAAAAUUUGGAUGGAAAGAAGGACAAGGUUUAGGUAAAAAUUUACAAGGCAUUGUUAAUCCUAUUAAUAAAGGAACAACACCGGUAAAUCAUUCUGGUCUUGGACAAGAUCGUCCAUCAGAAUUAGAUCGUAAUGAUGAUGAAUUUCAAAUGUAUAGAAAACGUAUGAUGCUUGCUUAUAGAUUUCGACCAAAUCCAUUAAAUAAUCCACGUCGAGAUUAUUAUUAA